UGGAAGGGAGGGGCCUUUGGGAUUAUAAAUUCCAAAAAGGACGCUCAACUCUCAGACCUGGCUCCCUGAGAAUCUACUGCCAGCUUCUGGGGCUGUGGACAUUUUCAGCACCCUCGCCAUGAAACACCUGCUACUGCUCACGCUGUCUGCCCUGCUCUGCUGCUGGGUCUCAGCUGACACUAGAUGUCAUUCCUGCUACAAGGUCCCUGUGCUGGGCUGUGUGGACCGCCAGUCCUGUCGCCUGGAGCCAGGCCACAAAUGCUUGACAACAAAUGUGUACCUUGGGAAGAUGUGGGUUUUCUCUAACCUGCGCUGUGGCACACCGGAGGAGCCUUGUGUGGAGGCCUUCAACCAGACCAACCACAGGCUGGGCCUGAACUACAACACCACCUGCUGUGACAAAGACAACUGCAAUAGCCCAGCCCCAAGGCCCGCGCCUACCCUGGCUCUUGUCUCCCUCACCUCCUUGGCUGGCCUUGGCCUCUGGUUACUGCACUGAGAUUCACUCCAUGGCUGCGUUCUUGCCGAUUGCUGUAGCCUGAGCCUCUAACCCCAUGUCCUUAGAACUCCAGCUUUCCAGAAUGUUCUCCCUUCACCCCUGGCUCCUCUUCCUCUGAAGAUCCUUUCCCUGCCCUUGUCCCUCUUGUUUCGGGGGGGGGACAGUGCCUAGAGUGGUCUUUCUAGUCUCCUCUCUCAGCUGGUACUCUCCGCUCCAUUUUCCACCAAGUCCUUCCCCAUUUCCUUGGAGAACACUCUACCUCCUUCACUGGCCACUGCAAGGGCUCCCUACUUGGAUGCACACUGAUGUGGAUCUAGAAGGGCCACUGUCUUGUCUCCAAAACGACCCGCUAACCUCACUGCAUGGGGUUGAUUUGCUAAACCCUCUGCUCAUCUCUUUCCAUCGUGAGAAAUAAAUGUCGGUGUCUGAUAAA
Molecule: messenger RNA, 932 nt
Organism: Peromyscus leucopus (white-footed mouse)
Lineage: Eukaryota; Metazoa; Chordata; Mammalia; Rodentia; Cricetidae
Gene: Ly6g6c
Product: lymphocyte antigen 6 family member G6C
Exons: 3
Coding region: 119-499 (126 amino acids)
Cellular component (GO): external side of plasma membrane; protein-containing complex
Source: RefSeq, a predicted model, not a curated record